Molecule: messenger RNA, 3573 nt
Organism: Rhincodon typus (whale shark)
Lineage: Eukaryota; Metazoa; Chordata; Chondrichthyes; Orectolobiformes; Rhincodontidae
Exons: 10
Coding region: 38-1300 (420 amino acids)
Biological process (GO): protein dephosphorylation
Molecular function (GO): protein tyrosine/serine/threonine phosphatase activity; polynucleotide 5'-phosphatase activity
Source: RefSeq, a predicted model, not a curated record
CCCCUCCCUCACCGUUUGUCCAAGGCGCGCCUGCGCAAUGGGCCUGACCUGGCACCAGGUCCGAGGCCUGUUCCUGGCGGUGGGGAGUGUCAGGCGGCUCGGCGGCAGCGGCACUCGCGGUGUGGGUAGCGCCAGCCAAUCUGAAGCCAUGAGCAAAAACAAGAUCCCGGAUAGAUGGCAGAAAUAUUCUGCUGUGGGACGCCGGCUCCCGGGCACAAGAUUCAUCGCCUUUAAAGUCCCCCUGAAGAAGAUAUUUGAAAGGCAGCUGCAACCUUGGGAAUUCUUCUCACCGACUGACCUCCUCAGACAAAUCAAAGAACAGAGGGAGGAAUUGGGGAAAAUCAUUGACCUUACCUUUACAAAACGUUACUAUGAUCCUCAGGAGCUGCCAAAAGGUUUGGUCUACGAGAAAAUUUUCACUGCUGGACAUGAAGUGCCAAAUGCAAAAACCAUCUUGACGUUUAAACAAGCUGUACAACAAUUCUUGUCAGAUAACAAGGAUAAUGAUAAACUGGUUGGAGUUCAUUGCACUCAUGGAGUUAACAGAACUGGCUAUCUAAUUUGCAGGUACUUGAUCGAUGUGGAUGGGAUGGAGCCUCGACAUGCAAUCAAGUUGUUCAGUCAAUCCCGAGGAUGCCAAAUAGAAAGACAGAAUUACAUACAGGAUCUUCUGCAGGGGCCACACAGGAGCAACAAAGGAAUUGGUGCACCGGGCCCAAAGCAGAAGGCAUCUUACAGCCAGCAACCCAAGUUCAAGCAGCAAGAGAGACUUUUUAGAGGCGAAUGCCCCAAACGCAAUGAUUUUCGCGAAUUCAGCCAAUUGGUGUGCCCACCAAGACAGCCUGCAAACCCCUUCCAGUCUGUGCAGCAUCCUAAGAGACGAGGGCUCGGGACUGGUGCUGUGAGCCAAACAAUUCAGUACAAUGGAAAAACCAAGCUAUCUUCCAACCACGAUUAUGCAGAACAGGAACUGUCCUUGAGGAAUUGUCAAACCGAGGUUCCACGGUGGGGUGGUCAGCCGGACGCCUCGUGGUGGGGCGGUCAGCCGGACACCUUGCGGUGGGGCGGUCAGCCGGACGCCUCGCGGUGGGGCGGUCAGCCGGACGCCUCGCGGUGGGGCGGUCAGCCGGACGCCUCGCGGUGGGGCGGUCAGCCGGACGCCUCGCGGUGGAACAAUCAGCCACAGUGGCAGCACCAGAAUUAUCAGCGGCCUCCACCUGCUGGAAGGGGUAACAAAGGCUGGAAGCUAAAUUUUGGAGCUCAGGCCAAAUUGAACACACAUCUACGGUGGGACAAUUGAAAUGUGAAUUGUGGAUAUUUUAGUAAUUUUAAUUUGCUAUGUGUGAACACACUUCGCAUCGCUAUUUUAUAAAGACUGCUUCGUUUUGAAGCAUUUUUUGACAUGAAAUGGAGCAGCUGAAUGGGAGCUGGUCUGGGUUUGAGAUCAGUGUUCCAGUGGUUCUCAUCACUUGAUACCAAGCACUGUUGAAUGUCAUGUCUAAGGAUUUUCCUUCAUUUCCUGAGACCACUGCACUGUGCUAGUAACGGUCCUGCUCCCAUGUUAGCCAGAUCAAACUUUUCAUGUCUCAUAGCCGCAAUUUUGGAAGCCCAUUGUUUACUGUUAUACUCAGCAAGUUCAAGGUCGGGGGUGGGGGUUGCAGAGUGAACACAUCGUGCAGUCAGCUCACUCAAAGUGAUGGACAGUUUUGUCAUUCUCCAGUUUACCAACUGGUUUCUUACAGUGGCAAUGCACUGAAAAGUUAUUUGCAUUAUAUUUAGGUUCUGGGACGAUGUAAGAUCUCCCAUGAGGUUUCACCUGGGCAGUCAGAAAGUCAUGUACCAAAGUUGUUGAAUAUUAUAUUUGAAACUGGAUAUCCUUUUAAAUUGUUCCUUUUAAAUGAUUUAAUUCUCAUUGCACUCAGCCCAGCUUAAAAUCUAUCUAACUUUGCUAAAUCCACUGAUUUCAGCUGCUUGUGGUCAGUGGCAGUGAUGUGGAAUCAGUCAGAGCAGCAUCUUCUGGCAGCUGUGGAGGUCAGGCUUAGCUCUGUGCUUUGCCCAUGUAAGUGGGACAGCCUGCUGACCACCACCAGCUCCUCCCCCGCCACACAAAUCCCAUAGAGAAUUCACACUUGGAACUGCGGGUGAUCAGUGCCAUCUGAGAAAUUCAGCUCAGUGAGAGACGCAAAUCUUAAUUCUGCCCAUGGCUACUUCUUGCAGCUAUUCUGUAUAUAAGAACAUAAGAACUAGGAGCAGGAGUAGGCCGUCUGGCCCUUCGAGCCUGCUCCGCCAUUCAAUAAGAUCAUGGCUGAUCCUUUCGUGGACUCAGAUCCACUUACCUGCGUCCUUUAUUGUUCAAAAAAAAUCUACUUUUUUUUUAGAAACAUUUACUGAAGUAGCAUCAACUACUUCACUGGGCAAGGAAUUCCAUAGAUUAACAACCCUCUGGGUGAAGAAUUUCCUUCUCAGUUCAGUCCUAAAUCUGCUCCCUCUAAUCUUGAGGCUAUGCCCUCUUGUCCUAGCUUCACCUGCCAGUGGAAACAUCCUCUCUACAUCUAUCUUAUCUAUUCCCUUCAUAAUUUUAUAUGUUUCUAUAAGAUCCCCCCUCAAUCUUCUGAAUUCCAAUGAAUAUAAUCCCAAUCUACUCAGUCUCUCCUCAUAAGCCAACCCCCUCAACUCCGGAAUCAACCUAGUGAACCUCCUUUGCACCCCCUCCAGUGCCAAUACAUCCUUUCUCAAGUAAGGAGACCAAAACUGCACACAGUACUCCAGGUGUGGCCUCACCAGCACCUUGUACAGCUGCAACAUAACCUCUCUGCUUUUUAUUUCAAUCCCUUUAGCAAUGAAGGACAAAAUUCCAUUUGCCUUCCUAAUUACUUGUUGUACCUGCAGACCUACCUUCUAUGAUUCAUGCACAAGGACACCUAGGUCCCUCUGCAUAGCAGCAUGCUGCAACUUUUUACCAUUCAAGUAAUAAUCCUUUUUACUAUUACUCCCAGCAAAAUGUAUGACUUCACAUUUAUUUACAUUGUAUUCCAUCUGCCAGACCUUUGCCCACUCAUUCAAUGUAUCUGUGUUCCUCUGCAAAGUUUCACAGUCCUCUGCACACUUUGCUUUGCCACUCAUCUUAGUGUCAUCUGCAAACUUUGACACCCUACACGUGGUCCCCAACUCCAAAUCAUCUAUAUAAAUUGUAAAUAAUUGCGGUUCCAACACCGAUCCCUGAGGCACACCACUAGUCACUGACUGCCAGCUAGAAUAGCACUCAUUUAUCCCCACUCUUUGCUUCCUGUUAGUCAACCAAUCCUCUAUCCAUGCUAAUACUUUACCCUUAAUGCCAUGCAUCCUUAUCUUAUGCAGUAGCCUCUUGGCCUCCUAAUAUCAAAGUGGCCUCUAAAUUUAUGUUUUUUUCCCUGGACUCUGGGCUUGCGUUUUCAAAUGUUGACACAGCUAAAGAAUUUUCUCUUCACUUUUUAUACAUAAAUUGCCUGAAUCAAACAAAGAAAGAUUGUUUUAUCUUUUAUCGUAGUUGGCACUAUGCAGAACUAAAUUCAGAAAUAAAUGUGUUUUCCAGUA